This is a messenger RNA of Phyllopteryx taeniolatus (common seadragon), 3296 nucleotides long. RefSeq names its product guanine nucleotide-binding protein subunit alpha-13-like. Gene Ontology annotation, molecular function: D5 dopamine receptor binding; GTPase activity; G-protein beta/gamma-subunit complex binding. Gene Ontology annotation, biological process: adenylate cyclase-activating G protein-coupled receptor signaling pathway; Rho protein signal transduction. Lineage: Eukaryota; Metazoa; Chordata; Actinopteri; Syngnathiformes; Syngnathidae. The coding region runs from base 34 to 1167 and encodes 377 amino acids. The transcript has 5 exons. The record is from RefSeq and is a predicted model, not a curated record. Gene Ontology annotation, cellular component: heterotrimeric G-protein complex; brush border membrane.
AGCCAAAUUAGCAUCGAUGAGGCUCUCGCGAACAUGGCGGAUUUCCUGCCGUCGCGCUCCGUGCUCAAAGUUUGCCUGCCCGUGUGUCUGCUCAACAGCGGCGAGGUGGAGCAGGUCCGCCGCUCCAAGGAGAUCGACCGGCGGCUCUCCCGGGAGAAAACCUACGUGAAGCGCCUAGUGAAGAUCCUGCUGCUCGGCGCGGGCGAGAGCGGCAAGUCGACGUUCCUCAAACAAAUGCGGAUCAUCCACGGCCAGGACUUCGACCAGAGAGCCCGAGAGGACUUCCGAGCCACCAUUUACAGCAACGUUAUCAAAGGCAUUCGUGUGUUGGUGGACGCCCGCGAGAAGCUGCACAUUCCAUGGGGGGACCCGGGCAACCAGCAGCGGGGCGACAAGCUGAUGGCUUUCGACACACGUUCGUCCAAGAUGGUCCGCGGGCAGCUGGAGACGCCCGUCUUCCUGCAGUACCUGCCCGCCACCAAAGCCCUGUGGGCCGACACCGGCAUCCAGCACGCCUACGACCGCCGUCGUGAGUUCCAGCUGGGCGAGUCCGUCAAGUAUUUCUUGGAUAAUCUGGAUAAGCUUGGCGAGCCGAAUUACCUGCCGAGUCAGCAGGACAUAUUACUGGCCCGAAAGCCCACCAAGGGGAUCCACGAGUACAACUUCGAGUUGAAGAACGUCCCCUUCAAGAUGGUGGACGUGGGCGGCCAGCGGUCCGAGCGGCGACGCUGGUUCGAGUGCUUCGACUCGGUCACCUCCAUCCUCUUCCUCGUAUCCUCCUCCGAGUACGACCAGGUUCUGAUGGAGGACCGUCAGACCAACCGGCUGUGCGAGUCGCUCAACAUCUUCGAGACCAUCGUCAACAACCGCGUCUUCGCCAACGUGUCCAUCAUCCUCUUCCUCAACAAGAUGGACCUGCUGGAGGAGAAGGUGAAGAGCGUGCCUCUCAAGGACUACUUCCCCGACUACAGCGGGCCCGAGCACAGCCUGCCCGACGUGCAGGCCUUCAUGGUGGAGUGCUUCCGGGCCAAGCGACGCGACGCCACCCAGAAGCCGCUCUACCACCACUUCACCACCGCCAUCAACACGGAGAACAUCCGGCUGGUGUUCCGAGACGUCAAGGACACGAUUCUCCACGACAACCUCAAGCAGCUCAUGCUCCAAUGACCCUCUGUGCACGACCUACAAGCGGGACUCGAGAAGAAGAAUCGGGUAGAACUCAUCGGCUGCUUAUACGUUAGUGAGUCGUGGUUUGGUCGUUGAUGGUGCAGUGCAGCGCUUACCAGACGUCUUUUGGCUACACGCUAAACGUUUCACACCGGGGAAUCGAGAGGACGCUCAAAGGUUUCAGUUGUCUCUGUUUGCCCGUAUUUUUUUUGUUUUGUUUUUUGUCUGAGCACUGAAUUCACUCAAGUAACUCGAGUCGGUUAUUGCACUGUCCAUCCCUGCCCCGUGCUGCUUUGUGAAUAGAUAAAGAGCAGACAGCCAACUUGUACCUUUCUCUCAAAUUUUCCCAGCCCCGACCAUCUCCCAGGUCACGAGUUGAAUGUCUGCGGGGAAAAAAACUGAAUGAACCUGUGAUGCCUUAACAGAGACUGAAUUACUGUCUAAAAUCCUGCAUUUUGUGCCAGCAGUAAAUCCCAACCACUGUGCCAUGAGAGCUCAUCAAGUCCGCUGCGGGAAAUUAUCUAAUUUCACUAAAUUGCCCCCCCCCCCCCCAAAAAAAAACCUACUGACUAUAAAUGUCUUUAUUCCUCUAUCUAUGCCAGUGACGUAUAGUGACAGGCAGGAGAAUUAAAUGCACUUCCACCAGAUGGCAGAAUUAACCUAUGUAUCCACUUUGUGACAGUUUUGCUUGGUGGUGUGCUGUGCAAUUUUUCUAAUGUAAAUUUUGUGCCUUGACUCAAUAACGGUGGACGACUGGUUAGAGCGUCUGCCUCUCAGUUCUGAGGACCAGGGUUCAAUCCCCGGCCCCGCCUGUGUGGAGUUUGCAUGUUCUCCCCGUGCCUGUGGGUUUUCUCCGGGUACUACGGUUUCCUCCCACAUCCUAAAAACAUCCGUGGUAGGUUGAUUGAAGACUCUAAAUUGCCUGUAAGUGUGAAUGUGAAUGCGAAUAGUUGUUUUGUUUGUAUGUGCCCUGCGAUUGGCUGGCAACCAGAUCAGGGUGUACCCCGCCUCCUGCCCGAUGAUAGCUGGGAUAGGCUCCGACACGCCCGCGACCCUAGUGAGGAGAAGCGGCUCAGAAAAUGGAUGGAUGGAUGGAUGGACUCAAUAACGGUUGGGUAACAGUGCAUUAGACCAUUACUGUAGUGUUUCUCAACCUUUAUUGAGCCAAGGUACAUAUUUUCCAUUGGAAAAAUCUCACAGCACACCACCAAACAAAACUGUAACAAAGUAUAUAGUGUUCCCCCACUAAUCACAACUGGGACCAAGUAAUUGAACACCCCUUAAAAGUUUUUUAAUGACCUAUAGAUGGCAGCAAAGCAUGAUCUUACAAUUAGACUGCUAUGGCAUUUGUAAAUACCGCCCCUCCCCUCUCUUCAACAUAGUUCCUUAUCUUGGUCCCAAAGCACUACUUUUAUAUUAGACAGGGCUUGGGCGUAAGCACAGAAACGGCAAACAGUUUUUCAACAAAUAACAGGAGAGUUUCUCCGCUCGAAAAAAUCAGCGAGUGCCAACUCACAAAUAUCCAGGGUAGCACGGUAUACUAAAUGAUGAUCGUCUCAUUCUCAUCAUUACAAAAAAAACAAAACUGGCAUAAAUAGAUGGACAAUGAUACAUUAUUUGUCGUAAAGAAUUCAUUAUUUUAUUUUACCAAUAAAGUGAAAUUUGAUCAUUUCCGGCAACAAUGCAUUUCCUUUCCACAGUCCAUUACUAGUUAACUUGGUUGUGUUUUGUCUAACGGACACCAGCCGACACUUCUCUCAGGGUUGAUUUAGAAAGCAUUCAAGAAUCUCCAUGAAAGCGCAGAGCUCUCCUUUCCAUUUGUUGCUAAACGCCACACACUCCUUUGAGCUUCCCAGGUGUUCCCCGCCCCUUUCAAAAACUAGCCCACGCUCAGCUUUUGGUUGUAUAUACCCAAAUCUGUUUCCAUUGUAAAUAAUACCUAGGUUUAUCUCUUUGUAUGUAAAUGGUUGUAGAAACGUUUAUUUUUUUGUUUUGUUUUUGUCGUUCUAAAUCACUGCUUUUCCCCCAAAGAUGUUUUCUGUCAUCUUUUUGGGGAAAUUAUUUCCCUGUGUCAACUGUCAUGCCACUCAAACUUUAUCAAUAAAACACACUUUUCUAAAGAAACGUUA